CGUCGCGUAUCUUUGCUUUUGCCAGCGAUGGGCGAAGCGCCGAGCUGGCGACACAUGUGGGGCGCGCGGGUCAAGACGCCGUGCGACAUGGAGGACGACGUGCUCGAAGACGUGAUCAAGCACACGACGUCGCGCCUCGGGCAGUACGACACGGAGGAGUGGGAGAAGCACGGGCUCGCGGUCUGCGAAGACAUCCGCGACCACCUCGACAAGGCGUGGGACCCGUCCUGGGUCGUGUGCAUUGGCCGCAACUUUGGCUCGUACGUCACGCACGUCACGCGCAACUUUGUCUACUUUUACUACAACGAAAAGGCCAUCCUGAUCUACAAGGCGGGCUAACUAGGUGACGCAUGUACAUAUAAACAAAAUCACAUAAUCUCAGUCCUUUCUUGCUGGCAUUAGUGGGUGUCGUCGCCGCUUGGAUGACUCGGCGUCGUCACGAGCUCGAUCGUACUCCAGUCGCCGCGCCCGACAGCGUUCUGCGCCCGC
Saprolegnia diclina VS20 is the source of this 489-nucleotide messenger RNA. RefSeq lists its product as hypothetical. Bases 28 to 339 code for a protein of 103 amino acids. The record is from RefSeq and is a predicted model, not a curated record. Gene Ontology annotation, cellular component: dynein complex. Lineage: Eukaryota; Oomycota; Saprolegniomycetes; Saprolegniales; Saprolegniaceae. The transcript has a single exon. Gene Ontology annotation, molecular function: dynein light intermediate chain binding; dynein intermediate chain binding. Gene Ontology annotation, biological process: microtubule-based process.